Messenger RNA from Phragmites australis (common reed), 3238 nucleotides. RefSeq lists its product as uncharacterized. The transcript has 8 exons. Bases 179 to 3001 code for a protein of 940 amino acids. NCBI's taxonomy places the organism in Eukaryota, Viridiplantae, Streptophyta, Magnoliopsida, Poales, Poaceae. Gene Ontology annotation, molecular function: hydrolase activity, acting on carbon-nitrogen (but not peptide) bonds, in linear amides; protein binding. The record is from RefSeq and is a predicted model, not a curated record.
CUGCUUGCUUAUAGCAUACAGGAUCAACUUGGAAAGGAAGUAGAACCAGGCGGCGGCGUCCGGUACGCCGGCAGCGAGGAACCCUGUUUGGAGGCGAGUGGCGGCGCUGUAUCUGUACCUUAUCCUAGUUCUAGUUCCAUCCGUAUUUCCCCAAUUCCCAAGUUCACCGCACACAGUGAUGACCGCACGCCUCCCGCCGCCGCUCCGCCCGUCCACCGCGCCGCCUCCGCCCGCCGUCACGCGCGCGCUGCACGCGAUCAACACCUGCACCUCCGUCGCGGCACUCGGGCCCCUCCGCGGCGGCAUCCUCCGCGACCCCGCCCUCCUCCGCUCCACCGCCGUCGUCUCCGCCUUCUUCCUCGCCUGCGGCCGCCUCGGCCACCUCGACCCCGCGCUCGCCCUCUUCGCCUCCCUCCCGCGCCCCCACGUAUUCGUCUUCAACUCCCUCCUCCGCUCCCUCCACCACUCGGCCCCAUCCCCGGCCCUGGGCUGCUCCCCGCUCUCGCUCUUCCGUCACUUCCUCCGCCUCGGCGUCCGCCCCAACGGCUACACCUUCCCGAUGAUGCUCACCUCCCUCUCCUCCCUCAGUGACCUCAGGGUCGUGCACUCCCAGGUGACCAAGUCCGGGUUCGCGCGCGACCUCCACGUCUGCAACGCCCUCCUUGCGCGUUACGCGGCAUGCGACCCGAAGCUGGCACACGCCGAGCAGCUGUUCGAUGAAAUGCCCCGCCCGGACGUCGUCGCCUGGACCACCGUGAUCACUUCAUACAGGAAUCGCGGCCGCAGCUUCCAGGCUCUGGCCACCCUCCGUCGGAUGCUUGCUGCCUCUGUUGCCCCCAACCGCGUCACCAUGGUUUCUGCGCUUGGCGCUUGUGCAGCCCACGGCGCGGUCGACACUGGCGUCUGGAUACAUGAGUACGUUCGGAAGCAGGGAUGGGAGCUGGAUGUUGUAUUAGGCACCGCACUUGUUGACAUGUAUGGGAAGUGUGGGCACGUUGUGGACGGUGCGCGUGUAUUCUCCGAAAUGGUCGAGAGGAAUGUGUAUACUUGGAACUCUAUCAUUGGAGCACUUGCUCUGGCACAGGAUGGAAAAACGGCGCUGCAAUGGUUCUUCCGGAUGAAGGCUGAUGGCAUGCGACCAGAUGCAGUCACACUGAUUUGUGUUCUUUGUGCUUGCGCACAUGCCGGGUAUGUUGAUAUUGGGAGGAAAAUAUUUAACUUGAUUGUUCAAGGUGAGUAUGGGUUUCAACCUGGGAUCAAGCACUUUGGAUGCAUGGUUGACCUUCUUACUCGCUCUGGACACCUGGAUGAUGCCUUCAAGGUUGUUGAGACAAUGCCAUCACAGCCAAAUGCAGUCAUUUGGGGCUUGCUAUUGCGGGGUUGCAAGGCCCGUGGUGACUCAGUCUUGAGUGAGCAUGUGACAAUGCGGCUGGUGGAGUUGGAGCCUGAGAACGCAUCACAUUAUGUGCUGUUAUCUAACUUGUAUGUCGGGGCAGGGAGAUGGCAGGAGGCUGAGGAGGUCUUGAAGUGGAUGAAGAAAAAGGGUUUGACGAAGGAUGCAGGCUGGAGCCUUAGGAUGUUAGAGGACAGGUCAAAGAAAUAUAUGGAUGAUGAAUAUUUGAUGGAAUGUGCUUUAAACAUGGCUCCUCUGACUCCAAGACUUGUAGUGCCCAUAGAUGUGAAGAAGAAGCCAUGGGAGCAGAAGGUUCCUCUUCAUAACCGCUGGCAUCCUGAUAUCCCUCCUGUUGCUGAUGUAAUUGAAGGGGAAUUAUUCCGUGUUGAGAUGGUUGAUUGGACUGGAGGACGGGUUAGUGAUGAUAAUUCUGCAGAUGAUAUCAAAUUCCUGGAUCUCACAAUUACUCAUUAUCUUAGUGGGCCUUUAAGAAUAGUUGAUUCUGAAGGGAUUCCAGCUUCACCUGGUGAUCUUCUUGCGGUAGAGAUCUGCAACCUUGGCCCACUUCCUGGUGAUGAGUGGGGUUAUACUGCAAUAUUUGAAAGGGAGAAUGGAGGUGGAUUUUUAACCGACCACUUCCCCAGUGCAAGGAAAGCCAUUUGGUAUUUUGAAGGAAUUUAUGCAUACUCCCCUCAAAUACCAGGUGUUCGUUUUCCAGGAUUAACUCAUCCUGGUAUAGUGGGAACUGCACCAUCAGUUGAGCUUCUUAAUAUAUGGAAUGAAAGGGAAAAAAGAUUGGCUGAGACGAGUCAAGAGACCCUGAAACUGUGUGAAGUCCUGCACCAGAGGCCCCUUGCGAAUUUACCAACCCCUGAGAAUUGCUUACUUGGAAAGAUUCAAGAAGGGAGUGCUGAAUGGCAAAAAAUUGCAAAUGAAGCAGCAAGAACUAUUCCUGGAAGGGAAAACGGUGGGAAUUGUGACAUAAAGAAUCUAAGCAGAGGUUCCAAAGUUUAUCUACCAGUAUUUGUUGAGGGAGCAAAUCUGAGCACUGGUGAUAUGCACUUCUCCCAGGGCGAUGGUGAAGUCUCACUCUGUGGAGCAAUAGAAAUGAGUGGAUUCCUUGAACUCAAGUGUGAGAUCAUCAGAGGUGGGAUGAAGGAAUACUUGACUCCAGUUGGUCCGACGCCACUUCAUGUGAAUCCUAUCUUUGAGAUAGGUCCAGUGGAACCACGUUUCUCAGAGUGGUUAGUGUUUGAGGGCAUCAGUGUAGAUGAGUCUGGGAAGCAGCAUUUCCUUGAUGCAUCAGUUGCCUACAAACGUGCAGUCCUUAAUGCUAUUGAAUACCUUUCCAGAUUUGGGUACUCCAAGGAGCAGGUAUAUCUUUUGCUAUCAUGCUGUCCAUGCGAGGGUAGGAUAUCUGGCAUUGUAGACUCCCCUAAUGCAAUGGUGACUCUUGCCAUCCCUACAACCAUAUUUGACCAGGAUAUAAAGCCAAAACGCUUGAGCGGACAAGGACCAAAAUUGAAAAGACUCCCAGAUCUUCUCAGAUGCUCAUACGAUGGACAUCUCCCUGUUACACAAGACCAAAGUGGUUCAAGCGCACCCUAGUGACGAACAUGAGAUGGAAAUUGAUGCAGUACCAUGAUUACACCAUCUAGUUAUAAAUUUAAAUAAUAUUUAUCUUUCCAACUUCCAAGAAUCAUCUAUGUAGCGUGGAAUUCAUAAUGUGGAUCCGGUGGUAAUCUGUGCUGUCUUGAUAGUCAUUUGUCAAUCAAUCAUUGUGUAUGAGGACACCUACGCAUGAAUAGUGUCAUAUUUUCUGUAUAUUGCUACAAAGUUGUGCUA